GCGAUCUGUCUCGAAGUAUUUGAUAGUUCAGAGACCGUGCGACGAUUGAAGUGUGAGCAUGUCUAUCAUCAGGAAUGUAUCGACCGUUGGUUCCGAGGGCGGCAUUUCACGUGUCCGUUAUGCAAAUCAAUUUAUGUGGCACGGCCAGUCAGCGAUGCAUCAUGUUAA
Molecule: messenger RNA, 168 nt
Organism: Fusarium oxysporum Fo47
Lineage: Eukaryota; Fungi; Ascomycota; Sordariomycetes; Hypocreales; Nectriaceae
Product: RING finger protein
Exons: 1
Biological process (GO): protein ubiquitination
Molecular function (GO): ubiquitin protein ligase activity
Source: RefSeq, a predicted model, not a curated record